AUGGCUGACCUCCCACAAGCCCGGCUCGCAGUAUAUUCUCCACCCUUCACACAUACAGGUCUUGACUUCUUUGGCCCAUACGAGGUGGCUGUUGGGAGACGCGUCGAGAAACGAUGGGGAAUGCUAGCUACAUGCCUUACGAUCCGUGCAAUACACAUUGAAGUAGUGCACACGCUUAGCACCGACUCCUGUAUUAUGGCAAUAAGAAACUUCAUUGCCCGUCGUGGAACGCCCCGAAUGAUCUACACUGACAGGGGAACAAAUUUCAUCGGAGCAUCCCGUCAGAUGAAAGAAGCGGCUCAAGCGGUCAAUACGGAUGAGGUAAUGAAGGAGUUUAUCACAUCUGACACUAACUGGUCGUUCAACCCUCCUCUGGCACCUCAUAUGGGAGGAAGCUGGGAACGGCUUAUAGGCAGCGUUAAAAGGAACCUUCAAGCCAUAAAACCACCAAGGAAUCCUAAAGACGAAGUUUUGCGCAAUCUACUGAUUGAAGUAGAAAACAUCAUCAAUUCCAGACCACUAACACACGUCCCAGUUGACGACGAUUGUGCCCCUGCUUUGACGCCCAAUCAUUUCCUCCUCGGAUCAUCAAACGGGAUAAAACCAUUCACGACCGUAGACGACAGCAGUGCCUUUCUUCGGCAAAACAUCCUAGCUUCGCAGGUAUUAGCCAACAGGUUUUGGAGGCGCUGGCUUAGCGAUUACCUGCCCGAAAUCACCAAGCGAUCCAAGUGGUUUGAUAAAACCGAAUCGAUUAAGAUAAGCGAUGUGGUCGUUGUGGUUGAUAAUAAGCUACCACGAAAUUGUUGGCCCAAGGGGAAGGUCAUUGAAGUUCAUCCAAGUAAAGACGGAGAAGUUCGCUCAGCUACUGUAAGAACAAAUUUUGGAAUCUACGUGAGAGCGGCCACCAAACUAGCGGUUUUAGACGUAGGGCGCGACGCAUGUAAGCCAGCCUAA
Armigeres subalbatus is the source of this 957-nucleotide messenger RNA. RefSeq lists its product as uncharacterized. Lineage: Eukaryota; Metazoa; Arthropoda; Insecta; Diptera; Culicidae. Bases 1 to 957 code for a protein of 318 amino acids. Gene Ontology annotation, molecular function: nucleic acid binding. The record is from RefSeq and is a predicted model, not a curated record. Gene Ontology annotation, biological process: DNA integration. The transcript has a single exon.